Messenger RNA from Homarus americanus (American lobster), 2392 nucleotides. Its product is annotated as beta-1,4-glucuronyltransferase 1-like. The coding region runs from base 496 to 1677 and encodes 393 amino acids. Gene Ontology annotation, molecular function: glucuronosyltransferase activity. NCBI's taxonomy places the organism in Eukaryota, Metazoa, Arthropoda, Malacostraca, Decapoda, Nephropidae. The record is from RefSeq and is a predicted model, not a curated record. The transcript is spliced from 6 exons.
AGAGUGAGUGCGUGGCAUUGCAGUGGGGGAACCUGAUGUGCUCUGGUGUGGAACACUUCUCUGGGUUGGUGUGUUAGUGUGCGUGUGUUGAAACACCAUGUGGUGGCGUCAGCGUGGAGGGUGUACGGGAGUGAAGGCAGGUGUGAGAAUACAUAGUGUGAGGGCAACAUCGACGUAGACCAGACAGAGCGCCGCGUGUUCACCUGCCCUAAACACGAUCAGGGAAAUGGCCAGCUUGACUACCGCCUUCCGCCACUGUUCCCUUCUUAGAAAGAUGUUUGUCAACAGCUGGGUUCAAAGAAGAAGUUCCUGCUGGUGAACGUGUUGGUGGUGGUCCUAAACGCUGGUCUGGGCAUCCUGGUGAACAUUGCUGCCUUCACCAACACCAGUUUCAGGCGUCACCACUACCUCACCUUCCCCAUAGAUGCUGGCAACGUCUCCCUGUCGACGUCACCGCUGGGUGCUGGAGGUGUGCUGCCCUCGGCGUACGGGGUGAUGGACAGUAGCGGUAACUACACAACGUAUGCCUUUGUGUGGCCAGCACAGGAGUGGGAUGUCGUCACUGCCGAGUCCCGCGUGUGUCUGGCCACCCAAGCCUCCGUGGAACAUCUCUUCUGGGUGGCGUGGCAGGCGGAGACCUGGACGGGACCAAUGUCUGUGUCCAUCUUCGUGCCAGGGUCUGACUACGCCGUGGCGGCAGCUAUGGUGUCUUACCUGAGGAGGUGUUUCCCCAGCGUCCAGGAGCGAGUGUCCUUUCACUUGGUGCACACCAGGACGCGGCCUCCCCGAUCAUCUCCACACCUAGAGAUGCUCCACCUCACCUGUGAAGAGCCCGAAGACUCUAAUAACGUCCUGUUGUCCCUUAGGGAUAAAAACGAGCCGAGGGAGCGACGCUACCCGCAGAACCUGAUGAGGAACAUAGCGAGAAGAGCUUGCCCCUGUGAGUACUCCAUCACUGUCGACGUUGACAUGCUGACGCCGCCCUAUAUGGCCGAUAACCUCACCGGCUUCCUCUCCGGCGUGAGGAGUGGAGAGCCGUGCUGGAAGUGUGCCUUCGUCGUGCCCGUAUACGAGCUGCACAACACAGUCACUUACCCGCCGGAGGACAAGAUGGAGCUGCUCAGGCUUGUACUGAAGGGCCUCGCGCGACGUUUCCACCUUAAGGUGUAUGUCAAGAAUCAGGGUAACUCUCACCUGGAGAAGUGGGAGAUAGAGCCUCGUGAGACAGACUCCGGCCACUACAACAUCCUCUACAACAUCACCACCUACCAGGAGUUCUGGGAACCCAUCAUGGUCCUACCCUACACAGCGCCUCUCUUCGAUGAGCGCUUUAUAGGCUACGGCUUUACCAGAAGCAGCCAGGUGUAUGAGAUGCACUGCCGAGGGUUCCAGUUUCAUGUGUUGGACAAGGCCUUCCUCACGCACCGAGACUUCCAGACCACCUCCAACUACCCCCCGACUCGCCUCGCCCAGAUUGAGAUCAACAAAGUGCGCUACCAGAUGUUCAAGAGAGAGUUACACGCCAGUCUCGGCCUGUCACCACCGUCACCACUGAAAGGACCUCCUCUCCGUCAGCAGCUCCUCGCCCACAAGUCUCGCUCUCACCACACCACCAGGAUCUCCUCCCCUAGGAAACUACCUCCAGCUGACCAAAGCAAAACAAAAGAAGAUCACUGAGCGUUUAAAGUCAAGUUGUCUAGUGUAAGGGACUAAGGCUAAGACUAAGACUAAGACCCCGUUCGUUGAAGUACCUGAACACGAUAAAAAAAUAACAGUGCCUUUUGCGUGGUCUUAUAAGUCCCUAUCUAAGUGAAUAAACUAAGACUUGGUGAACAGUGCUUAAAGACCCUGGUUGUUGAAGCUUCUGACCACGGCUCAAGGUUCAUACGAUGGAUAUUCUUCCUCGUUGGAAGUGUGAGAACAUAUCUAACUGGUUGACUUAAGAUUAAACACAGAGGCUAGGGUAAAAAAUGACAUCAAAAUUACACAAAAUCUCUAUUGUAACCAGAAACGUUCACGUAGCACCUGUCAGGAGGCAAAAUUAACAUGUAAAUUAUGUAGAAAGUUUGUAAUGUUAGUUUCGUACCAUAACUAGUUGGAAAUUUAAAUAAAUGUUGUUUAAUUGGAAGCUAUUAUUUUGAUGUGAUUGUUAAUCGUUGGCUCAUGUGUUUUUAUCUUCAGUCAAGUCAAGUCAAAUAAAAGUAAAAGGUUAGUAAUAUCCUUAAUCACUAGGGAAAUUUAUUCUGUAAACUUUGAAGAAUUCCACGCUGGGGUGUAACUCGUUUAUAUCUUGCUCUACAUCUACACCAUCAGUUGGAAAAUAUAUUUAUAUAAUUUAUGUCAAAGUGAGUAUAAUCAGAAACCAAUAAAUUGAAGGACGAAGGAAAAAUAA